This is a messenger RNA of Perca flavescens (yellow perch), 4039 nucleotides long. RefSeq names its product unc-5 netrin receptor Ca (gene unc5ca). The coding region runs from base 1 to 2763 and encodes 920 amino acids. The transcript is spliced from 18 exons. Gene Ontology annotation, molecular function: netrin receptor activity; protein binding. Gene Ontology annotation, biological process: axon guidance; netrin-activated signaling pathway. Gene Ontology annotation, cellular component: membrane. NCBI's taxonomy places the organism in Eukaryota, Metazoa, Chordata, Actinopteri, Perciformes, Percidae. The record is from RefSeq and is a predicted model, not a curated record.
AUGCUGCUCACUGUGAGAGAUGAUGAUGAUUUCCUGAGUCUGAGUGAACUCCCGGAAACCUUCCCCUCCGACCCUCCGGAGCCCUUACCUCACUUCCUGUUUGAACCCGAGGAAGGCUACAUUGUCAAGAAUAAACCUGUCAAUCUCUACUGCAAAGCAACGCCUGCCACGCAGAUUUACUUCAAGUGCAAUAGCGAGUGGGUUCAUCAGAAAGACCACACUGUGGAGGAGAGGGUGGACGAAAACUCAGGUCUGGUCGUAAGAGAAGCCAGUAUAGAAAUCACACGGCAGCAGGUGGAGGAGCUGUUUGGUCCUGAAGAUUACUGGUGUCAGUGCGUGGCCUGGAGCUCUGCUGGAACCACCAAAAGCCGCAAGGCGCAUGUUCGCAUUGCAUACCUGAAGAAGUCAUUUGAACAGGAACCCUUGGGAAAGGAAGUAUCUCUGGAGCAGGAAGUGCUGUUACAGUGUCGCCCUCCAGAGGGCAUACCAGCUGCUGAGGUGGAGUGGUUGAAGAACGAAGAGAUAAUUGACCCAGCAGAGGACAGAAACUUCUACAUCACCAUCGACCACAACCUGAUCAUCAAACAGGCGCGUCUGUCUGACACAGCCAACUACACAUGUGUGGCUAAGAACAUAGUAGCCAAAAGACGAAGCACUACAGCCACUGUUAUUGUUUACGUGAACGGUGGUUGGUCGACUUGGACGGAGUGGUCGGUGUGUAACAGUCGCUGUGGACGGGGCUUCCAGAAACGAACCCGCAGCUGCACUAACCCCGCCCCUCUGAAUGGAGGACUGCCUUGUGAUGGACAGGCCAUACAGAAACUACCAUGUACCACACUGUGCACCGUGGACGGUGUGUGGACAGAGUGGAGUAAGUGGUCGGCCUGUGGGACGGAGUGUACCCAGUGGAGGAGGAGGGAGUGCAACGACCCAGCACCUAAAAAUGGAGGAAAGGACUGUGAGGGGCUGGUACUCCAGUCUCAGAACUGUACCGACGGACUCUGUAUGCAAAGUUCAUUGUUUCAGAUGUCCACUGAGCCCAAAGAAAAGAGUGAUUUGGGAAUCCCAUCUGCUCCAAGUACAGAUGAUGUGGCACUAUACGUGGGCAUUGUCAUCGCAGUGAUUAUGUGCCUGGUCAUCUCUGUCAUCGUGGCGCUUUUUGUCUACCGCAAGACACACCGUGACUUUGACUCGGACAUCAUUGACACCUCGGCACUUAACGGAGGCUUCCAGUCUGUUAAUAUCAAAACAGCCAGAUCAGCUGAUCUGCUGACAGUUCCUCCUGAUUUGACUAAUGCAGCUGCCAUGUAUCGUGGUCCAGUGUAUGCCCUCCACGAUGUUUCAGAUAAAAUCCCGAUGACCAACUCCCCUCUGCUGGACCCUCUUCCCAACUUGAAAAUCAAAGUCUACAACUCUUCUGGUCUGGUCACGCCGCAGGACGACCUCGGAGGAGACUUCACAUCCAAACUGUCUCCUAAGGUAACUCAGUCUCUGUUGGAUAACAGCGACACCAUGAACCUUCGCAACCAGAGCUUGGCUCGAACACGAGACCCUUCAUGUACCGCUCACGGAUCCUUUAACAACCAGGGAGGACACCUCAUCGUACCCAACUCUGGUGUGAGUCUGUUGGUUCCAGCGGGUGCUGUUCCUCAGGGUAGGGUGUACGAGAUGUAUGUGACUGUGCACAGGAAGGACAGCUUGAGACCCCCGGUUGAGGACAUCCAGACAGUGCUGAGUCCGGUGGUGAGCUGUGGACCUCCAGGAGCCCUGCUGACCAGACCAGUGAUCCUCACCAUCCACCACUGUGCUGACAACGUCCAGGAAGACUGGCUCAUGCAGCUAAAGAACCAGCUGGCUAUGGGAGAGUGGGAGGAUGUGGUUGUAGUUGGAGAGGAAAACUUCACCACCCCCUGCUACGUGCAGAUGGACUCGGAGGCAUGUCACAUCCUAACAGAGACACUGGGGACUUACUGCCUGGUGGGCCAGUCAAUCUGCAAGGCAGCCGCCAAGAGGCUUAAACUGGCUGUUUUUGGACCCGUCUCCUGCACAACUUUGGACUAUCACAUCAGGGUCUAUUGUCUGGAUGACACACAGGAUGCACUCAAGGAGGUUCUUCAGAUGGAGACCCAGAUGGGAGGGAAGCUUCUGGAUGAGCCAAAGACCCUGAACUUUAAAGACAGCACACACAAUCUGAGACUGUCAAUCCAUGAUGUUCCACACACACACUGGAAGAGCAAACUCAUCGCAAAGUAUCAGGAGAUCCCAUUCUACCAGGUGUGGAGUGGCAGUCCGAGAACUCUUCACUGUACCUUUACCCUGGAGAGACUGAGCCCAGCCAUCACAGAUAUCAGCUGCAAACUGUGUGUACGGCAGGUGGAAGGAGAAGGGCAGAUCUUUCAGCUCAGCAACACAUUGGAGGAGGAGGUUCAGUGCAUAGACACGUCCCUGAUGGACCCUGCCAGUAAUAUCACAACCUUAGUGGGACCCAAUGCCUUCCGCAUUCCUUUAUCCAUCAGACAGAAGCUGUGUGGCAGUCUAGAUGCACCACAGACCAGAGGCAAUGACUGGAGGAUGCUGGCCCACAAACUCAACCUUGACAGGUAUCUGAACUACUUUGCCACCAAGUCUAGUCCGACAGGUGUGAUCCUGGAUCUCUGGGAGGCCCAGCACUUCCCCGAUGGAGACCUAAAUGAACUGGCCGCUGUGCUGGAAGAGAUGGGUCGCCAUGACGGUAACUUUGCCUCCAUGACAACGGAACACUGACGAAGCAGCAUGGUUACCAUGACAGAACUCUGGAGACGAUUACACUCAAAUUUAUUCUCUAAGGUGGAUGCUGCGGCAAGGGCAAUGAACAAAUCAGAUGUGAGCAAAAGAAAAGUUGUCGCCAUGGUGAUUGAGCACCGGUUAAAUACCAUGGCACUCAUUCCGACAUUGGUAAUAGACAAGAAAUGCUCAAGCUAGUGCUGGAAACUAUGUGUAUCUUUGUGUGUUUAUUUGAGCAGUGUUGCAGUGUUGUGUGUGACCGAAGGAGACAUAACCCAACUUACAACACAAACACAUUCCGUCAGGAACAAAUAAAACAUACACACGCAUAAAAAGAAAAGACCUUGUCUGGUGCAACACUAGGUGUUCUCUUGCUGUUACUUUAUACUGAACAAAGAGAGGCAGAGAAAAGAGGCAACAGAGGUACUGACCUUGAAAACCUCUAUAAGAAUGGAACAGAAUCAUAAAGGGAGAAAAGCUAAACUAAUUACAAACGAGUGGGUGAAGGUAGAGUGAGGAAAAAGAGGGAGUGAGUCAGACACUGACUCUUUAGUAAGACAAGAGUAAACACAGAGAGAGGCUGAGAUGAUUACAAAAGGGAGGGAGGACGUAAACAUAAAAUGAUGGAAGAAGCCGCAGGUGAUCAUCUGUACGAACAUGAUGGGAAACAGAUAAUGAGAGAGCGGAGAUAAAGAAGUGAUCCCUCACUUCUCUUGCAAGCCUUGGCUGUACGUGAUUUGCCAGUACAGUUUGUUGUCUUUAUAUAUCGUUUCCUAGGGAACGCUCUAUGUAUUCUGCUGUCCAUAUGUGUGGAUAAUUUCCCGCUAGCAGAAUUUGCUACACAGUGUGACUGUCAAUCAAAGGGUCCUGACCAGAAACAAGCCCAACACUACAGGUUUCCCCUUUUUGGCUGACAUCAUAAAUAAUGUUUUAAUUUUUGUUAUAUUGGAGUUUGUGACUUUCCUCCAAAAUGCAUGAAGAUAUUAAAUCAUGCAGGUCACAGGAAGUUUAGAAGUAUCAAGUCAAAGGCAACUGUACUUCCUGUCCAAUUGCAUUUCAUUUAUGCCUCUGAUUUUCUUGAAAAAGGCAAUCCAAAGAUGAUUACACUCCUGAUGGAUGAAAGUAAAAACUUAUUUUUAUUAUUUUAGCAGUGUGUGGUUGUGACAAACCUUUCUGUUUUGAGGUAAGAUGGCACUUAUUAUAAACGGAUAAACAGGGCAAAGAUGCAAACUGUCAGCUAUUCAUUCUCAUACACAGAAUAUUUUAUAAUAUAAAA